Molecule: messenger RNA, 1935 nt
Organism: Pyrus x bretschneideri (Chinese white pear)
Lineage: Eukaryota; Viridiplantae; Streptophyta; Magnoliopsida; Rosales; Rosaceae
Exons: 5
Coding region: 223-1614 (463 amino acids)
Source: RefSeq, a predicted model, not a curated record
AUUUCACAUCAUGGUUUUGGUGAAGUUAGGUGACUGUUGAAAGGAAGAUGUAAGCAAAAUUUUCUUGCAGUGCAAUUUAGAGUGAAACGUGACGCUUUAUAGUACUCAGAUGUAGAUAUUUGAGACCCCAAUUGGUAUCGUUUACUUCUGAGAUGUGACAGCCCACGGAUCACGAUCGAGAUGAUGCAGUGAAGGGUUGGAAGUAUUUUAGGGAGCUGUAAAAUGUUGCUAGGCUUCAACAUGAUCAAGGGAAGAAAUGACGGGUUUGAAAACAAGGGGCCGGCUGCAAACUACAUGAAUGCCAACUAUUACCCGGCUCGUGCUCCUUUGAAUUAUGCGUACGACCAUCUUGCUGCUUCUGCUUGUGCUACUGAGGAUCAUGGGGUGCGUAAGGACCAUCUGGGUGUGGAGGACUUUUCUGGCUAUAUAUUUAUGUGUAAUGGAAGAACAAAACCGGAAUGCUAUCUGUACCGUGUCUUUGGACUUCCUGCUGGAAGAAGGGAAGUUAUAGAGAUGGUCAGGCCGGGCACAAAGCUGUUUCUAUUUGAUUAUGAUGUGAAGUUUCUUUAUGGUGUAUAUGAAGCAACCACUGCUGGAAAGAUGAACUUGGAAAGGACGGCUUUUGGUGGAAGCUUUCCUGCACAGGUAAGAUUCAAUAUUUGCAAGGAAUGUCACCCCUUGUCAGAGAGUGAUUUUAAACAUGCUAUUCUAGAUAACUACCAGAAAGGCUCCAAGAAAUUUAACCCCAUUCUCAAUAGCCAACAGGUAAGCCAUUUAUUAUCACUGUUUCAUCCUCUUACCACACAAUCACCUGUCAAAUAUGACAGAUCCUAUAGAAAGGACCAAUAUCAUCCCUACCCAAGGCUGCCUCCUUCAGGCACUACAUACUUAAAUUCAAUGCGUCUCAGUCAACCCCCACAAGUGUUAGUGCCUCGGUAUGUUCCACCGGUGGUCCUAGUUCAGCAGUGGGAUGGUCGUGGAUCCACAGGAAACAUGGGUCUUUCCCAUCAUGCAGAGCACCCCGCAGUGUCCAAUGCAGGUUCACAAUCAGCAAUUCCAACUCAAUAUACUGAGGAACAGUUUCAAUCCCCAGCAAGCCUGCCUUCCUUGAAGGAUCCAAAUGCAGCCUCGAUAUACAAUGGUCUUACUUCACCACCCUUGGAGCCUCAGUAUAUUCCACCGAAUGUCAUACAGCAACAGCCUGUUAGCUAUGGAUACAUAUCAUACAUGGGCAACAUUUAUCCUGCUGUGCAACCGCAAGCUAUGCCAGCUCCAAAUCAGACAUACUAUUCUGCACAAGUUGCACACAGUUACUUGGCUGAACUACCUGUCUCACAAACACCCACAUCAUAUGAAAGCUAUCACAGUCAUGAGGCCACGCAGAAUGCAGUUCCUAAUGAUCAACAUACGAGCUUGGGGUACGGGUACAAUCAGUUACCUUCGCAGGCGGAGACUGGAAUACAGCAGGGGAAUGCUGCCAAAUACUACAGUCUCUACCAAGUGCCUACAGUCCAGUAUGUUUCAUCACCUAUACAAACACACCUCAACAACAUUGGAAGCACCUGGGCUUCCAGCAGGGACUCUUCAUCACUGAAUUCCGCCCCAACCCACUAACCUAGAGUCAACCGCUAAAUUGGAGAUCUCAAACAUGCUGGUAAAUUGAGCAUCGCAUCGCCUGGUUGUUAUCACUCCACCUAUUUAGUUCAGGUUCUUGGUUUAGAACAAUAUUUCCGUUAGUUAUAAAUAGUUACUAGGAAUGUUGCAUUAGUAUCGUAGCUCAGGUGGUAAACGCUACCAAUGUAAAACGGGUAGGCAGCUCUGGCCUUGCAGGAUGGCUGGCCUUUAAUCUUGAAGAUGCAAAAAAAUACAUUCAAACGAAUGCUUCGUGUUUAAGAUGGAAAGUACAAUUAGUAGAUGUUUCGUUCUUCUGGUGAA